This is a messenger RNA of Cheilinus undulatus (humphead wrasse), 5198 nucleotides long. RefSeq lists its product as uncharacterized. The record is from RefSeq and is a predicted model, not a curated record. Gene Ontology annotation, cellular component: centriole. Gene Ontology annotation, biological process: centriole replication; centrosome duplication; regulation of cytokinesis. Bases 174 to 3626 code for a protein of 1150 amino acids. The transcript is spliced from 11 exons. NCBI's taxonomy places the organism in Eukaryota, Metazoa, Chordata, Actinopteri, Labriformes, Labridae.
GAGGCGGGUAAAGAUGUAAACAGUGACCUAUGCUGAUGGAUGCUUUUAGUUUGCUAGCCUGGUAGAUUUAAUUGUCUCGCCUUUCUAUCACAUAAAACUACAGUGAUAGUCCAUUGUUUCUCUUAGUGCCUUCUCCCGACAGCUUAUUUACUUCGGCAGCGGUUAAACGCUUGAUGGAGGAUUACGACACGUUUGUACAGCAUUGUAUUUCCCUGAGAAAAAGAGAAGAAGAAGACAAGAAGGAUUUAUCUUCAUCCUCUCACAUCCGAUUCUAUGGACGACCCAUCCUCCCUCCCCUGCUCUCAGGGGAACAGAGAGAGGAGAUGCGGAGAUACAGAGAUGCAGCACAGAAAGCUGCUGUCUGCAGGAAGAAAAAGGAUGAUGCAAGGAUGGCCUAUGUGCAAACUAUCCUACGCAGUGUUCAACUGAGAAAGACGCCAACUUUGGAGGAGUUACUUCAAGAAUCAGAGAUUGACCCAAAAUUUUCACAUCUGCAUAAAACCGAAGAUGGAUCAGUGUCCCAACGCAGUCAUUUCAUGGAGACAAACAGUAGUUUUUUAUCCUUCCCAACACCCAACAGUGAAGAAAAGGAUGUUGUUCCUCUCCCUCCAUUUACAUCAACCACAUAUAGUGCCUUUCUCACCUCUAACGUGACGCCUCAGGAGGAGAGAUGCCUUAUGGAUCCACCUUUUAGCCAAUAUAGAUCACAGCCAAGUUUCUUUGAUGGUGUUAGCCACCAGUCCUCAGGUUAUGUGACCUACCAGAAUGUUGAAAACACCACCAGUGUCUCUGGAGAGAUCGAUGCUGGCAGAGAAAGCAUGGGUUGCUUUUUCCUUCACAGCAACUCAAACACAAUCGCCAAAAUGCCAGAUAUUAUUAGCUACCCUCCCAUAGAUGGAGAGGAGCUGGAGAGAAGUGGACUUGAAUCAUCCUUUUGCAAAGACUUUGAAGACAUACAAGACGUUUGUUGUGCCACACUCCAGGAGGAUUCAGUCAUGUGUCAGAAUGUAGAGGGAGGAAAAUCAGAGAGCAGUCGUGAAAACAGCACAGAGGGUGAAGCUAACCUUUCUGUUGCAACAAUAUCGAACCGUAAUGUUAAAGAUUCUGGCAAAAUGGGGGGUCAGGUCCCUACAUCAGAAUACACUGACAAUCUACAGCCAUCACAGACAUGUAGGGCUCCUCUUUAUCCAACAACAGAGCUGCAUAUUCAGCAUGACCACACAGACUCAGAAGAAGGCGGUAAAGAAGAGCCACCAGAGGAGCCUUAUCGUCUGAGCCUCCAAGCCCUGCUGAAGAAAUCUCAGGAGUAUCGGCGGCGCCAACGGAUGCUUAGGAACCAAGCCAAAAACAGUAAAAUUCAGGAGAGGGCCCAAGAACAGCCAAGAGCGAGGGUGGAGGAGGCGAGCCUCUCUGAUAAGGAGAAUGACGAGUUCCCUCACAAGGGCAGGUUGAAAGCAGAGGAGAAGAAAAGCAAGGAUAGGAGAGGUGCUUUAAUUCAGUCAGAGGAAACAUUACCAAAGAAAUCCUGGGAACAUGAUAGGAGGAUUGAGAGUGAGCUUUUUGAGGAACAGAUUGACUAUAAAACUGCAAGCACAACUUCAACAGAAGAUCAUUAUACUAAGGAAAUGAUAGGUGUUGAGGAAGAAAUAUUAAAUAAUAAGUUGGAUAUUUCACAAGAACUUCCAACUGGUUCUAAACAAAUCAGCGUCUCACCUGUUCAGGAAACCAUUUGUUUCACCCCAAGUCCCUCAACAUUUCAUAAAGGAGGAGGUACAUAUAAAAAUAUCCCAGCACCAAAUUUCUGCAGGAGUCCUAGUCGCUGCAAAAACAAAAGCAGUGCCCAAGCUGAAGAAGCUGAUCCUGGGUUAGGGAGCUUAAAUGUUGUAAAUGAUGAACCCCAACACAACCACACAAAAGUCUCCUCAGCACUGAAUAACAGAAAUAAAAAGGAUUUACCUUGUGGUUCUCUCAAGAGUUCACAACACAUAGACCAGCUUGAGUCCAACCUGUCUGGUCUUAAAAUCAUAAUCUCAGAUCUAGCGUCUACACUGACAGAAAACUUCAGAAAUCAGAGUCUAACUGAGAGCGAACACACGCAUAGUGAUAAUGAAGGUGGCAAAGACGCAGAGCAAGACCAAAGUGAGCAGCUGAGAAGACAAUCAUUUGAUAGUGUGCUUGAAGAUACAGGCUCUAUUCAGUGUGGUGUUAGUAACAAGGAUGAUGAUCCUGUCAUAUCGGAGGAAAGGGGAACAGAGGAGGUGAACUUAAGCGAGCUCAGGCUUUUCAAAACUUUAGCUUUAGAGAGAGGAAAGGAGAAAGGUUCAUGGAAAGAUGAACUAACAAAGAGUUAUGGACAUCAUGGUGGCACAAGAAAGCAGCAGCCCACAGCGAAAUGCCUCCUCUCUGUAACACAGCGCCAACGGAUUCCUGACAUGUUCAGAAAUGUUGCCUCUGAACCUUCAGCAUGCAAAACCUUAGUGUUGACAGACACCAGUAACCAUCCAGUGGAGAAAAGAAAUGAGGCAGCUGAAGAUGGUCACAACUCAACCCGCUUACCAUCUUUUAACGAGUCAUAUGACGUGGACACUCCAUCUGGCCUGUGGCUCCGAGAAGGGUUAGAUUCCAACUUAGGCGCUGGGGGUCAUCUUAUUGAGGAAAAACACCUGACUCCAGAGAGUGAGGGUGAAGGUCAAGGCGGAGUGUCCAAGGUCAAGCGCAGGCUGCUCAUGCACAUGACAGAAGAGACGGAAGAAAGAAGCUCAGAUGUCAUUAAAGGAGCAGGCUCUGAGUUAAGACCAAACUCCAGCACUCCUAGAGCUGCAGUGCACUGGAGUGAAGGCCACAGCGGUCUCAAAGACAGACAGGAGCAACUGAAACAGGCCCAUGCUGCUCAGGUCAAAGCUCUGCAGGAUGAGCAUAGGAGACAGCAGGAGGAACUAUUGCAGGCGUUGGCUGUGCGUUUCCGCCUCCUCCAGAGCAUGUCCUUCCCCUGCUCCAUGUCCAGCUCACGUCUUGGGGACACGCUGACCUUUACAAGCCUCUCUCAGCCCUCUAGCACACUUUCAGAGCGCUGCCGCCCCCUGCUGUUAGCCGCUGUGAAAGGUUUUCUGACUCGGAGGCUGAUGAAGACCGAGAGAGUAGCGCAGCUGGCGCGCACCAUCAGGGAUACAAAGCAGCUCCUGCAGGCCCUCCAGCAGCAGCAGAGCCCUGGCAGAGGGGAUUUCAGCAAAAGACAGGACCUGUUGUUGCAGCAUAGAGCCGCUCUGCAGCUGCGUGCAGCACGUUACGAGGUCAAUGACAUAUUCUUCAGCCUGUCAGCCAGAGAGAGGAUGCAGCUGAUCAGCUCGGACCGAGAGCUGGUCAGAGAGAGAGAGCUCAGACAACAGAGUGGGCAUUUAGGCCACCCCAGAGGAAAGAGUUCGCUAUCGGCUGCAACACAGAAAUCCCUGGAGAGGAAGAAAGAAAUUAUGAUGCAAAAAAAAGCUGCUGAGAGGAACAGAGGAGUUGUGGCGAGGACUAGACGCAUCACUGGACCCUGUGCUGAGCAGCCAGUGGAAACGAAGCGAGGACAGUUUAAGGCAAAUCCUCAGAGGGUCCCAAAGACUUACUCCUCUAGACCGCGAUGACACUCCCCUAAUUGGCCCCAGAAAGCACCUUAAAGCCUCCAGCCAUUACAUGAAUAUUGUACAGCUUAUUAUUGACUUAUCAAAUCCAAAUUUGACACUAGAGGCGGCUUGCUGCUGGUGUGCUGUCACAUUUUUUUACACUCUACAACCAGAAUGUAGCGUAGUUCCAGCAGAGCCUUUUUCUCAUAUAAAACAGAGAAGUUUUAGAGUGAAGAGAUACUUAAGCAGGGAUACAACAACGCCACAGUCGCUAACACAUACCAGGUCUGCUAUGUCAUUAUCAGUGUAGUAAUGUUGCAGAUACUUGUGAGGGAUAUAUUGCUAUGGUAACAGAAAAACAACACUAUGACAUCUAUGUGCUGUGCCUGAAGUAUGUUGUAUAACAUUGUUUUGUAUUGUAUAACACUAAUGAUGGCCCUAUUCCACUUUUGGUAUUUUGGUAAGCCAGUCAUAGACAUCCCAGAGCUCAGACAGUAGAUCUUUAGGGGUGAUUCAUAGAAAAUAAUGUUCAUAAAAAGUAUUUACAGCCCACUUAGACUGUCUUUUCCUUCUCAGUCCUUCACAUAUCUUUUAUAAGUCACCACCGACUCGGCAAACAGUAUUUUUUUGCCUCUGAAAGCCUGCUGCUAUUAAUGCUGAUGUUUGUAAUUGAACAUUUUUUCCAGUAAGGCUAAUUUGCAUAGAAAGUGAACUUUCUAACCAACUUUUUUCCCCAAACACUGCACAAUGGCUCAGGUAAACAUACAGAAACUUGCACUACACAACUUUAGCUGACGCAAAAGCCUCAGGCCCUUAAUUUUUUUAGUUGUCCUCCAACAUGUGAAUUACUGGAUGGUUUUGCCUCCUUCCUGUAAAAACUAACCAAAUAAACUCAGAGCAAUGUCUUUCUGUAUUUAUAACCCUUAGUCAUAUGCUGCAUAAUCAAACUCUUGUUUUUAAUGUUGCAACAGUACAAAACCAGGAAACUAAACCCCUAACUUAAGUUCAGCCAUGGUUAAAGUUCAUAAUUUUACAAAGGUGCACAAUAUUAUUGACAAGAUAUAAUAUUGGCAGAUAAUCACUUAAAAAGUGAAUUAUCCACAUCAGCAAAUAUAGGAAUUUCUGCCUGUAUUUACAACCUGUAUAUUGGCUAGAAAAUCAGCCUAUAUCUGCUGUGAAUAUUGGCUGUAUGAACAGAUAAGUUGGUGCCGCUUUAGCCUGGACUAACAGCUCUAUGUCAGUUGAAGUCUUUUUCUUUAUUCAUGAUUAUUCCUUACACCUUAGACUGUUUAAGGGCUGAAAUUUGUUUAUAUGAUCAUCCACAAACUUAUUUUGGUAUAUUGAAUAUUGGCAAAAAUCCAAUGUCGUGCAUCCCUAGAGUUUACCUGUGCCUGUGCUGCUGUGGUGUGUCAAAAUGUCCUGUGAAAGAUCUGUUCACCAGAUAAUCAGUUCAACUGGGUUUGCUGUUAGAAAUAACUCUGAUGAACAGCAGGAACGUUGAUAUCCAGCUCCAGUCUGUUAGUUGAAUAGUUUGGCCUUAAGUAUUUAAAUAAUAUUCAGAGUUUUGCUUUUUGUAUUCAUAGAAACUUUGGA